CAAUUAUUCAUUUUAAAUCUAAGAAACCUACAUAAUAUUAUCCAAAGAUGAAAGAAUUGAACACAUGGGUCUUUCAGUCAUGGGUUAUAAGAAAGACGGACUUAUAAAAGAUCUAUGGCCAAAUAUUCGAUUAAUACAAAUGUCGGGCCUAUUCAUAUCCGAGUACUAUGACGAUUAUUCUGGAUUUUCCGUGUUGUUCCGAAAGAUUUAUAGCUGGAUCACCACAAUAAUAAUAUAUUCGCAGUACAUAUUUAUUGUGAUAUUUAUGGUCACUAAAUCCAACGAUUCGGAUCAGCUAGCUGCUGGCGUGGUAACUACAUUGUUUUUCACCCAUUCAAUGAUCAAAUUUAUGUACUUCAGCACGGGUACCAAGUCGUUCUACCGAACUCUAAGUUGUUGGAACAACACUUCUCCACAUCCGUUAUUUGCAGAAUCUCAUUCGAGGUAA
This is a messenger RNA of Diuraphis noxia (Russian wheat aphid), 448 nucleotides long. RefSeq names its product odorant receptor co-receptor (gene Orco). Gene Ontology annotation, biological process: detection of chemical stimulus involved in sensory perception of smell; sensory perception of smell. The record is from RefSeq and is a predicted model, not a curated record. Gene Ontology annotation, molecular function: olfactory receptor activity; odorant binding. Gene Ontology annotation, cellular component: plasma membrane. Lineage: Eukaryota; Metazoa; Arthropoda; Insecta; Hemiptera; Aphididae.